AUGGGCCAUAUUGUUCACCCAAAACGGAAAACAAAGGCAAUGCAUAACAUUUUACUCCACGAACGUCGUCGACUCUCAGCGCGACAGAUGCUUGGUGCUUGCAUAAUGACCGGAAUGCCAUAUACAAAAGGUGCUCGCUUUCUUUCUCUUUGUGGAACUAAGCCCCCUGUGAAGAGUGGUGUCAUGAGACAACAGAGAUUUUGUGACGAUAAGAUUAGAAGACUUAAAAGUAUUUCCCUAAUGCUGUCGAGAAAGUCCUUCAGUGGUUACUUAUCCAUUGAUGCAAGAUGGACGCACAGGCGAAACUCGCCAAGUUGUACAGUAACUGCGCUCGAUGCUGUCACAAAAAGAGUUCUUGCAUGCGUGAACAUCAACCAUAUUGGUGGAAACAGACAGCAUGCUCAGUAUUCCGGAGCUUCCAACAAUAUGGAA
Trichomonas vaginalis G3 is the source of this 432-nucleotide messenger RNA. RefSeq names its product zebrafish ch211-108c17.2-related family. The annotation marks the transcript as partial. The transcript has a single exon. NCBI's taxonomy places the organism in Eukaryota, Parabasalia, Trichomonadida, Trichomonadidae. The record is from RefSeq and is a predicted model, not a curated record.